AUGCCCCCAGACAUGCCGCGCGAAGACUACGCCGGUCCGGCGGCCUACACGGUGUCCUUCAUCGGCCGUACAAUCAAGUACAUCAUCUACGGGACUAUGGGUCUUGGCGCGACGGCCUAUCUAGCCUUCGAAGGCGCGCACGCCUACGUCGAGCACGUAUCCCUUGCGGCGCCGAGCCGGGCGGUGGACGGGGACGAGUGGGCGUGGGCGGACGAGAACCAAGCGUGGACGGGCGGCGUGAAGGGCGGCACAGACUCCCGCCUGGGCUGGCGGGGGCGGCACGCGCUGCGCGGCGCCUGGAUCUGCUGGGAGUGGGGAGCCGGCGAUUCGGGGAGCACGAUCUCGCGCCACCCCGAGUUCAAGCGGGGCAUGAUCGGGGCCUCGCCCGUGAACCGCGUCGACCGGGGAUACGAGCUGGCCGAGGAAUACAUUGACGCGGCGAUCCGCGUCGCCGAGGCAAAAAUGGCCUUCCCGCCACACCUCCCGGGGCUGCGCGAGCCGGGCCCCGCCGGACUCGCCGCGCCGUCCGUGCCCGCCGACCCGACGGCGCUCGACCUCCUCACCCUCAAAGCUGGCGUGCUCGAGCGCAUGGGUCCCGAGACCCUCGACCACGCGCGCGAGCUUUACGAGCGCGUCGCGACGGCAUAUGUCGGCGUCGACGCGGCCAAGGACGGGGCGGUGAAGGCCGCGCGUGCGAUGCGGCUCGCGCACAAGCUCGGCGACCUCGCGCAGCGCGCUGCCGAGCCCGACGUCGCGCGCGCGUGGUGGGCUUGGGGCCUUGAGCGCGCUGCUCUGUCGCUCCCCACCGCCGACUCGCCCGUGGCCGCUGCGUCCGGCGCGAGCGGCUGGUGGCCAUUUGGCGGCUCCGGCUCCGCCGCGCCCUCGACCGCGACGAGCGCCGACGACCUGCCGACUUCCGCGCCCCUCCCCGCGCCCAUCGUCCGCGCUGCCGUCUCGAUCCUCGUCUCCGCCUCCGCGGCGUCCGCGCAGUCCGGCGCACUCCCCGCCGCCGCGGCGAUCCAGGCUGAAGCCCUCCGCCUGCUCCCGCCUGCCGUGCAGCCAUCGGUGCCCGGCCCCGGACAGGGUGCGUCCGGUCUCCAAAAGCUGUGGGAGGUGCAGCGGCGCGCGCUGCUCACACUGCACGCGGCGAGCGUCGCCCACGCGCAGGGCACGAAGGGCGUCUCGCCGCUCGAGAUGAGCGCCGAAGCAGCCGAGGCGUCCGAGGCCCUCCUCUCGGUCCUGAACCCCACGUUGCCCGCCGCGCUGGCGCAGCCGCGCGGCAACGUGUGCACGCAGCCCGCGAAGCGGCUCGUGCGGGACACGCUGACGACGGGCGCGGAAGCGUAUUACACGGAAGCGGCGUUGCUCGAGCGCUCGGCGGCGGGGCGGCGCGACAAGUCGGACGCGCUGCACCGCCUCGAGCAUGCGGCGGAGAGCUACGAGCGCGCCAUGUCCCUCUCGGCGGCGGAGGAGGGGCAGGUCCCCGCCAGCGGGUUUGGCGAGGAGGACGCGAUCGGACGCGGCGAAGAGUGGACACGGUACUGGCGCGGAUAUGUGCGUGUGCGCGACAAGAUGGUCCGGCUUGUGGAGGAGGGGGCUGUGCCGACCAAGCAUGCGUAG
Cutaneotrichosporon oleaginosum is the source of this 1620-nucleotide messenger RNA. RefSeq lists its product as uncharacterized. The record is from RefSeq and is a predicted model, not a curated record. Lineage: Eukaryota; Fungi; Basidiomycota; Tremellomycetes; Trichosporonales; Trichosporonaceae.